This is a messenger RNA of Daldinia caldariorum, 649 nucleotides long. RefSeq names its product RmlC-like cupin. The record is from RefSeq and is a predicted model, not a curated record. Lineage: Eukaryota; Fungi; Ascomycota; Sordariomycetes; Xylariales; Hypoxylaceae. The transcript has 4 exons. Bases 116 to 577 code for a protein of 153 amino acids.
UAAUUUGAAUUCAUUGGAGCCUUACCCCCUCAACUAUCACCUUUCCUCUUCCAUCCUUAGGCUCAUCUUUAGCUCUACCUAGUAUAGCCAGCUAUAUCUCUUAGUUAUUCUCCGUAUGUGCGUCGUUCCUACUGUCAUAGGCGUCAUGUCUGGAUUCUUUUCUCUUCUCCCCGACCUUCUUCCGAUGAUACUACCUUCGGAGGUGCAAAUCACGAAGGCCUCUGACCUUGAGGCUCAAAGGGGCGGGAAGGAUGCGCCUAUGAUUCGUCAGGGAGCCGUGAUCGGAAAGAGUGAUAGAAUGUGUGCUACUGUCUUAAUAGCCAAGCCCCGAUGCUCAUCAGCAGUACACCACCAUGGCGAACAAGAGACCAUCAUCUACGCUGCCUCGGGCAAGGGCAUGAGACAUGAACUUUCGCCCGGAGACUUUGCUUUUAUACCACCUUGGACCGAGCACCAGGAAAUCAAUGAUACUGAUGAGAAUGUCGUCUGGAUCCUCAUCCGGAGUGGUCCGGAACCCGUUGUGGUCUACUUGACAGGUUGGGGAGGUGAUGAGGCGAAGGCUGAUUCGAUUGAUUGAAACUACUGUUGACCAGGCUCGCGUACAGUCAAUCCAACAAGUCUAUACGUGAGGGGACCGAAAUGCCGGGAA